UUCAUCGUGACUCGAUUCCCGCGUGCAACCAGAACGUGUUUUGGAUUCUUUGACAACAUUUUGGGAGAGAAUAUAGAAUAACCAGGGAAUGCAGCGACAGAAACCCAAGAGGUCGGGUAAACCAGGACCGCGCCCCAAAACGAGCAAUGGAAAACCAGGCGCCGCCAACAACAAGCAGCAUCAUCGACCCAGGCCAGAGUACAACAAGUCAAAACUGGCGGCCAAUGAACUAGAGAUCCGUGCACUCCAGGACCAAUACAAAGAGAUCGAUGCACAGGCCAUCAAGAAGUUCGCACAGUUUCCACUCUCGCAAAAGACGCAGAAGGCCUUGGCAGAGGCCAAGUACGUUAAUCCAACGCCAGUGCAGCUGGAAAGCAUCGGACCAGCAUUGCAGGGCAAAGAUGUGCUGGGCGCUGCUGUCACCGGCAGUGGAAAGACAUUGGCAUUCCUCAUACCCGUCUUGGAGCAUCUGUUCAUCAACAAAUGGUCGCGCACGGAUGGAGUGGGCGCUAUUAUCAUCUCACCCACUCGCGAGCUGGCCUACCAGAUCUUCGAGACCCUUAAGAAGAUUGGCAAGCAUCACGACUUCUCGGCCGGCCUCAUUAUUGGUGGCAAGAAUCUAAAGUUUGAGCGCACGCGAAUGGACCAGUGCAACAUUUUGAUUUGCACACCCGGCCGUCUGCUGCAGCACAUGGACGAGAAUCCGUUGUUCAACACUAGCUCCAUGGAGAUUCUCGUACUGGACGAGGCGGACCGUUGCCUGGACAUGGGCUUCCAGAAGACGCUGAAUUCCAUAAUCGAAAACUUUCCGCCCCAACGGCAGACGCUGCUCUUCUCGGCCACGCAGACAAACACUGUUCAGGACUUGGCUAGACUCAAUCUAGUGGAUCCCGUCUAUGUGGGUUAUGGUGGCCAGACAGCAGCAGCAUCCACAGCCACAAAGGAGGGUGGUGGUCAGACGACUGCUGUUCUGGCUGUGCCGGAGCUGCUGCAGCAGAGCUAUGUGGUGCUCAAUCUGGAGGAUAAAAUCACCAUGCUCUGGUCGUUCAUCAAGAACCAUUUGAAGCAGAAGAUCAUCGUGUUCGUAUCCAGCUGCAAGCAGGCAAAGUAUCUCUAUGAGAUCUUCUGCAAACUAAGGCCGGGAUGUCCGCUGCUAGCACUCUAUGGAACGCUGCACCAGGAUCGCCGCAUUGCCAUCUACGAGGACUUCCUGCGCAAGAGUCACGUGGUCAUGUUCUCGACGGAUGUGGCCUCGCGCGGCCUUGACUUUCCCGCAGUGAACUGGGUUGUCCAGCUGGACUGUCCCGAGGAUGUUUCCCAGUACAUCCAUCGAGCGGGUCGCAGCGCCCGCAACAAAACCCGCGGCGAGUGCCUUCUGGUCCUGACGCCCAGUGAAGAGGAGUACAUGAUCGGGGCGCUGAAGGAGCAGCUCAACCUGAACAUCCACUGUGUGCAGAUCGAUCCGAAGAAGCUUUUCUCACCGCGCGUCAAGAUCGAGGCUUUCCUGGCGCAGUUCCCCGAGCUGCGUGCCACCGCUCAACGUGCCUUCCUCUCGUACAUCAAGUCCGUCUUUCUCAUGCGUAACAAGCGUCUGUUCAAUGUGCUCAGCCUGGACCUGGACGCCUACGCACAGUCGCUGGGCCUGGCGGUAACGCCGCGUGUUCCCUUCCUCGCGAAGUUCCUUUGGCGUCAGAAACAGCAACAGCAACAGCAGGGACAGGGACAGGAGGAGGGUCCAGCCGGCACCAGACAGAACACCUUUGGUGGGGAUGCCAGCAGUAAUGGCGAUGCUGACACCGACGAUGACGAUGAUGAUCUGAUCAAGGUCAAGCGCAGGGAUCACGAUGUGGAGGGUGGAGCCCUGGACUUACAGCUGGACGACACCAAAGAUGAGAGCGAGUCGGAGGAGCUGCUGGUGGUGCCGAAGCGGGAAAAGCUCGUUACCAAAGCGUCGCUGGCCAAGAAGGCGCUUAAGAAGAACCUGCAGGUGAACUCCAAGCUCAAGUUCAACGAGGAGGGCGAAACUGUGGCCGAUGAUCGCAGCCAGAUGAAGGCGCUCAGCACCCGGCAGCAGCGCCAGCAAAAGGACAAGAACAAGGACGACGAUGGUGGCAUUAACUUGAUGCUAUCCAAGACACUGCUCUCCGAGGAGGAUCAAUAUGAUAAGCUGCGCUUCCGCGAGCUGGUCAAGAAGCGUCACAAGUUGCAGCGCGAGAAGCUGCGCAAGAAGACGGAGGCUGCCCAAGAGGAGAGCGAAGAGGAAGAAGAAGAGGAAGAGGCGAACAACGAUCGGGAGUCGGCAGACGAUGCCAAUAGUGACAGUGAGGGCUCUGUGGACCUAUCCUGGCUGCCCGAUCCCGAUAAAGUUUACAAAAAGCAGUCCAGUGCGGAUCAUCAAUCUGAGGCUAAGCCAGCGCCCAGUUCAAGCUCUGAUGAUGAUGACCAAGACGAUGCUGAGGGCUCCGAUGACGAGCCCGCCUACAAAAAGUCCAAAAUAACGAACAAGAUGACGCUGAUGGACACGGAGGCGAUUGUGGCCAAUCUUUUGGGUAGUUAAGUGGUUAUUGGGGGUUCUUCGACUGUUUCAAUAAAUUAAUGCAAACUUACUGUUAUUAUAAUAGCCUCUAA
Molecule: messenger RNA, 2628 nt
Organism: Drosophila guanche
Lineage: Eukaryota; Metazoa; Arthropoda; Insecta; Diptera; Drosophilidae
Product: probable ATP-dependent RNA helicase DDX10
Exons: 2
Coding region: 89-2557 (822 amino acids)
Biological process (GO): rRNA processing
Cellular component (GO): nucleus
Molecular function (GO): nucleic acid binding; ATP binding; RNA helicase activity
Source: RefSeq, a predicted model, not a curated record